AUGGCCGAAAAAGCUAAGGGCCUUGCAAACCCUAGGGCAGACUCCGCACUGCCUCUACCCAAAGUCUCUUCGCCUAAAUCAGCCCAGCAUCUCCCAAGGGUCCUAGCUCCUCGACCUCAAAGAGACCCAACGAAGCAACAUGACCUCAUCCCCAGAGCGUUAAGCAUGGCAUUGCGAUCAGCGGCUGUAUUUCCCUCUCGCUGGCUAAUAUACAACCAUUCAACGCACGAGGAGGAUCCAGACGAGCGGCAAAUCGACCCGCCGACUCCUCCGCCAACAAAUUCGCUAAAUGCCAGCGCACUCGGAGAGGGCAUCAGCAGCGAAGUCGUCCUUCCUGUCUCCACUCGUAGCCUUCUUUACAGACUACCGGAAUCGCGUCCGCCUGCACAGGGACCGUCGAGAGCGAAAAACCGGCGCGGGGCCCGAGCAAUGUCCUCUUGA
Messenger RNA from Letharia columbiana, 441 nucleotides. RefSeq lists its product as uncharacterized. Bases 1 to 441 code for a protein of 146 amino acids. The transcript is spliced from 2 exons. NCBI's taxonomy places the organism in Eukaryota, Fungi, Ascomycota, Lecanoromycetes, Lecanorales, Parmeliaceae. The record is from RefSeq and is a predicted model, not a curated record.